This is a messenger RNA of Mesitornis unicolor (brown roatelo), 1229 nucleotides long. It is a transcript of the gene MXRA8, whose product is annotated as matrix-remodelling associated 8. Bases 93 to 1229 code for a protein of 378 amino acids. Gene Ontology annotation, biological process: establishment of glial blood-brain barrier; cell adhesion. The record is from RefSeq and is a predicted model, not a curated record. Gene Ontology annotation, cellular component: membrane; cell surface. The transcript has 6 exons. NCBI's taxonomy places the organism in Eukaryota, Metazoa, Chordata, Aves, Mesitornithiformes, Mesitornithidae.
UGUUUUCCAGUUACCAAAAAAAAAAGUUAAAAAAAAAAAAAAGUCUUCAACUUGUUUUUCUAGAGAGACAAAAGCACGGAGACGCUGAAGACAUGGAGCAACUAGCAAAACUCCUCCUGUGGCAGAUUUUGCUUCAGCAAAGUUCUGUUUAUUUAUAUUCAGUCCCAGCCGAUGCCUCAAACCCAGACAGCGUUGUGGUGUCGGUGUUAAACAUCAGUGCCGCGCUGGGCUCGCAGGCUGUCCUGCCCUGCAAGAGCCACCGCAUGGUGUGGACCCAGGACCGGCUGAACGACCGCCAGCGCGUGGUCCACUGGGACGUGUACAGCAACUACUACGGGGACAACAAGAUGGAGAGGCUGUGUGACAUGUACUCGGCUGGGGAUCAGCGUGUGUACAGCUCCUACAACCAAGGGAGGAUAUUCAUGCCCCAGAAUGCGUUUACAGACGGCAACUUCUCCUUGGUGAUCAAAGAUGUUGCGGAGAGUGAUGAAGGCACAUAUUCUUGUAAUCUUCACCAUCACUACUGCCACUUAUACGAAACUGUGAAAAUCCAACUGACAAUCACCAAGAAAGCUGAGGAUGCAAGCGAGUACUGGGAUGGGGAAAAGCCUGUGAUCGUUGCCCUACAAGGCAGCACAGUGAUGCUCCCCUGUGUGAACCGUAACCACAUCUGGACUGAACGGCACAGUGAAGAGGAACAGCAAGUGGUGCACUGGGACAGGCAGCCCCCAGGGGUUCCUCACGACCGGGCUGACCGCCUCAUUGAUCUGUACGCCUCUGGUGAGCGCCGUUCCUACGGACCCCUCUUCAUCCGUCAGAAGAUGAACAUCACUGACACAGCCUUUGCCCUGGGUGACUUUUCCCUGCGGAUUUCACAGCUGGAAAGUGCAGAUGAAGGCACUUACUCCUGCCACCUGCACCAUCACUACUGUGGCCUGCACGAGCGCAGGAUCUACCGAGUCUUCGUGACGGAGCCAGUGAGAGAGAAGAAAGUGGUGAACCUCACAACUCAUAACAUCGCCCCAGCCAUAGAUCCAAAUGUUGUCAGGGGCCACAACGUAAUAAAUGUCAUCAUCCCUGAGAGCCGGGUGCACUUCUUCCAGCAGCUGGGCUACAUCCUGGCAACUCUGCUGCUCUUCGUUGUCGUCCUCAUCAUUGUUGUCCUCGUCACCCGCAAGCACCGACAGAGAGGUAAAGCCUGGAAAAGACCAGUCCUGUGGUGCUUAUAG